Messenger RNA from Trichophyton benhamiae CBS 112371, 1545 nucleotides. RefSeq lists its product as uncharacterized. The coding region runs from base 1 to 1545 and encodes 514 amino acids. Gene Ontology annotation, molecular function: prenylcysteine oxidase activity. The transcript has a single exon. The record is from RefSeq and is a predicted model, not a curated record. Gene Ontology annotation, biological process: prenylcysteine catabolic process; prenylated protein catabolic process. NCBI's taxonomy places the organism in Eukaryota, Fungi, Ascomycota, Eurotiomycetes, Onygenales, Arthrodermataceae.
AUGUCUCCGUUACAUAUUCUGCAGGACUCAGUGAUCGCCAACGCAGUUUUCAAUCCAACUAACUGUCAAAUAGGUGCCGGGUCGGGGGGUUCAUCUACCGCUUACUAUCUCCGAACUUACGCCGAUUACUAUUCCAUUCCCGUAAACAUUACGAUAUUCGAACGCGAAGACUAUGUUGGCGGAAGGUCCACCACGGUUGACGUAUUCGAUGAUCCAUCACUGCCCAUAGAGCUGGGGGCAUCCAUAUUCGUCGAGGCGAAUAAAAAUCUCAUGAGAGCCGCAAAGAACUUUGGCCUUGACAUUCAAGAUGCUGGCGUUGCUCGACCCAAAGAAGCAACAGACAACCUGGGUGUGUGGGAUGGAAGCAAAUUCGUAUUCCAGCAGAGGGAGGGCAACUAUAGAUGGUGGAAUAUAGUGCAACUUCUGUGGAAAUAUGGAUGGGCCCCCAUGCGAACCCAGGACUUGAUGAAGUCUACUGUCGGAAAGUUUUUGAAAUUGUACAGAUAUCCAUUGUUUCCGUGGAAGAACCUUUCGGAAGCCGCACGAAGCAGUGGUCUGGUUGAGGCAACCUGGGCUACAGGAGCAGAAUUCCUGAAAGAAAACCACAUAUCGGAGGCAUUCUCGAGAGAGAUCAUCCAAGCAAGUACUCGCGUGAACUAUGGUCAAAACCUUCCCCUUAUUCAUGGACUGGAGACUAUGGUCUGCAUGGCAGCUCAAGGUGCGGUUUCCAUUCAGGGGGGAAAUUGGCAGAUAUUCAGCGGUAUGGUAGAAGCAUCCCAGGCCGUCUUGAAACUUGAAUCCCAAGUUACAAGCUUGAAAAGGGAAGAGGAUAACACCUAUACCGUCUCUCAUAAUUGCAAGGCCAACAGAACCGAGGACGAGGUGUUUGACCAAGUUGUACUUGCUGCACCACUCCAGUUCUCUGAUAUCAAGCUCGAACCCCCCCUUGACAACCAACCUGACAACAUUCCCUAUAUGACGCUACAUGUCACUCUUUUCUCCUCACCUCAUAAGCUAUCUCCUAAAUAUUUCAACCUGCCGCUGAGCAACAUGGUACCAGAAACUGUUCUCACUACCCUACCCAAGGGUCUCAACCUGGGACAUCGCCGCGACGGAGUUGGUCCUACUGGGUUCUGGAGCAUAAGCACUCUUCGAAAGGUGCGACAGCCAAAUACAGGGGAGGAUGAGGGCAAAUAUCAUUACGUAUACAAGGUCUUCUCCCCCGAACGCCUAAAUGCGAUGUUCUUAUCCGGUAUCCUGGGUCUGGAAGGGCCGAUAAACGGGACUAUUGCCGACUUUCCAGAGGCCGACAUCAGCUGGAGUUAUGAGAAAGUGUGGCACCCAUAUCCUGUCCUAUAUCCCCGGGUGACGUUUGAGAGCAUCAAACUGUCUCCGGGCCUGUGGUAUACCAGUGGAAUCGAAAGUCUGAUCUCAACGAUGGAGACGAGCUCGCUUUCCGGAAUGAACGUUGCUGCCCUGAUGGUCUCUGAGUGGACGGAAGACUUCAACCCCAAGAUGAACAUCUUCGAAGGCGAAUCCAGGUGA